Messenger RNA from Anguilla anguilla (European eel), 1638 nucleotides. RefSeq names its product WW domain binding protein 1-like a (gene wbp1la). The record is from RefSeq and is a predicted model, not a curated record. Lineage: Eukaryota; Metazoa; Chordata; Actinopteri; Anguilliformes; Anguillidae.
AGCUGAGCUCUCGGCUCCCCCAGUCCCACUGCAGGGGUAAUAAGCCCGGCGGCUGGAGGGUGUCGGAGGGCAUUCUGGGAAGGAGCGAGCACAGCGGGAUGUCUUUCCAGCUCGGAGUCGCGCAGAACAAACUGCUCUGCCACGGAGUGAACAACCAGACCUACAUCUGCGAGUCGGGUCACUGCUGUGGGGAGUCGCAGUGCUGCAGCUACUACUACGAGCUCUGGUGGUUCUGGCUGGUCUGGACCAUCAUCAUCAUCCUCAGCUGCUGCUGCAUCUGCCACCACCGGCGCACCAAGCACCGGCUGCAGCAGCAGCAGCGGCAGCACGAGAUCAACCUCAUCGCCUACCGCGAGGCGCACAACUACUCCUCCCUGCCCUUCUACUUCAGGUUUUUGCCGAAUUACCUCCUGCCCGCGUAUGAAGAGGUGGUGAACCGGCCCCCGACGCCCCCUCCCCCCUACAGCGCCCUGCAGACGGGCCAGACGGGCGGUGCCAGCCCUGUGCCCGCCGAACCGGAGGACGGCCUGCAUCCGGCCCAAACCCCCGCCCCGUCCCCUCCGGCCUGCGACCCCCACCCCCCGCGGCCGGGCGCGGAGGAGCCGGCCCCCCCGGGCGGGGACAAGGCCCCGCAGGACGGCUCGCAGGAGGCCCCCGCCGUGGGGCCCCCGGACUGCAAGGAGCCGCUGCGGGACUGGGGCCCCGAGGAGAAGGAGCGGGCGGGGGGGCGUCACCGGCGCUUCACGGGCGACUCGGGCAUCGAGGUGUGCGUGUGCGGGCGGGCCCCCGACGGGCCCGAGCUCAAAGAGCUGGAGGGGCUCCUGGGGCCCGCCGACUUCUGCGAGGGCUGCGCCGCCGUCGCCGUGGGCGACCCGGAGCGGGGCCGGCCCCCCUCCCCCGAGAGCACGCCGCCGCCGCCGGCGGAGCCCCACCCCGCCCCCCCCGUGUGCCUCCUCCUGCACACCAUCAACGAGCAGGAGGGGCCCCAUGCCCCCCCGGCCCCCGCCAGCCCCCAGAGCUGAGCCUGCCUCAGCAGCAACAACAGCCCCCCCCCCCACAGGACUCUACGCCAGGACUCCGCUGCCUCUGUUUUGGGGGGGCGCGUGGGGUUCGGGGGGAGCCGCGUGCCCAUUGGCUGACUGGCCUCGGGGGGGAAACCGCACAGCCUGUAGCAGCCCUGAGCACUUUCCCUCUUAAGACCACUGCUGACUGAGAGGCAGCCAUCGCAGCCCCCCCCACGCCUUUUAAGAUGGCCCCCCGACGAGGAGGCCUGAAACGUCCCAGCAGCCCGAGGGCCCGGGCGCCGGCUGCGCGCAGCUCGCUGCGCUGCGCCCGUCCGCCAUGUUGGCGAGGAGCCACGCCCGCAAACGGCGGCCGCGGAGACCCGCGGUCGACACCACGCACAGCAAUGCAAACAGCGCAGACCAAUCAGAGCCGCUCAGACAUACAGGCACCAAUCACAGCCCCUCAGACAUACAGGCACCAGUCACAGCCCCUUAGAGCACACCCGCCUGUGAAAGCAGCAGAAACACGCUUCUGCGGUUUCAAGGGCAAGCAAACGCAGCCGGUGUGUGUGUGUGUGUGUGUGUGUGUGUGUGUGUGUGUGUGUGUGUGUGUGUGUGUGUGUGUGUGUGUGUG